Messenger RNA from Drosophila innubila, 1018 nucleotides. It is a transcript of the gene Vps37B, whose product is annotated as vacuolar protein sorting-associated protein 37B. Gene Ontology annotation, cellular component: ESCRT I complex. The record is from RefSeq and is a predicted model, not a curated record. The transcript has a single exon. NCBI's taxonomy places the organism in Eukaryota, Metazoa, Arthropoda, Insecta, Diptera, Drosophilidae. The coding region runs from base 69 to 845 and encodes 258 amino acids. Gene Ontology annotation, biological process: protein targeting to vacuole; ubiquitin-dependent protein catabolic process via the multivesicular body sorting pathway; protein targeting to membrane.
AGGUAUCCAAAUUGUUAACUACAGGUAUUUUUUAAGCAACGAUAACUAUCGGUAUUAACAGUGCAUUGAUGUGUAUGUUAAUGUCACUGUUAAGAAAGUGUUAUCGGGUGUUCGGGAAGAAAAAAACAAAAAGAGCAACCGAAUACGAGACGAAAAACAAAACGAAAAUAAAUAUAAAAAAUUGUGAUAGCAUCAUGUACCAAGAAUAUCUCAAUCAAUUGCAAUCAUCACUGUUUCCCAUGAGCUCUGAGCAGCUCAAGGAACUGCUCAACAAUGACGACAAACUGGACGACAAAGUCGACGAAGUUUUGGAGUCGCUGAAAACACAAAAGGUGCGCGUAUUUGAGGAGAAUCGCAACAGAGCCGAAAAGAACAUUGAAAAAGAGCCACAAAUCAUCGAAUUGCGCAGCAAAUUGGCCGAAUUAACCGAGGAAGGACGAAAUAGUUGUGCUGCCGUCCAAGAUUUGCUGACACAGAUCCAGGCCAAGUCCGGCGGAGCUAACCAGGAGACGGCAUUGGCACUGCUGCAAACGAAUGCGUCGGAGAGCGAGGAGAAGACCGAGGAGUGCGUGAAAAAGUUUACAGACAACGAGAUCAAUGUGGACACAUUUCUUGACGAGUUUCUCAGCAGUCGCCGCACAAUGCAUCUCCGCAAAUUGAAGGCCGAGAAAAUGCAGGAACUGAUACGUAAACAAUCCUCUGCUGCGUCACAGCGUCACAGCAAUAUUCCAGCCUAUGGGAAUCUGCCUGGAACGGGGGGCAGUGGCUUCUAUCAGUCUGGAAAUGUACCCUAUCCGAUGAUGGGUCCAAUGAUGCCAAUGCCACCGCCAUCGCGACCCUAUUGAGUACCCUAUUUGUAUUAGUAGAGUAUAGAGAUGCUGCCAUAGCGAUCGUCACGUCAAGUAUGACUCAUCAAGUGCUUUGUUUAUAUUGCUUUUUUUAAGAGAGAGAAUUUAAUAUCACCUUGGCAAGAAAAAAACAAAAACAAAUAAAUUGCAAACGUUAUUUGAGUUAAAAA